Lactuca sativa (garden lettuce) is the source of this 579-nucleotide messenger RNA. RefSeq names its product cysteine proteinase inhibitor 5. Gene Ontology annotation, molecular function: cysteine-type endopeptidase inhibitor activity. Lineage: Eukaryota; Viridiplantae; Streptophyta; Magnoliopsida; Asterales; Asteraceae. The record is from RefSeq and is a predicted model, not a curated record.
AAUAGCAUCAAACCUUCCCCUCCUUAGAAAAAAUGGCUUGUAGUCAUUACACAUCUUUCUUUCUCAUCGUCAUUCCUCUUCUCUUGACCUUCUGUAUUGGUAUUUGUUUCGCUGAAAAUGGCCAAAAGACAGUCGGCAGCUGGCUAGAGAUCGCAAGCCCAGAUGAUCCUGCGGUGAUAGAGGUGGGUCAGUUUGCAGUUGAUCAACACAACAAAGAUACGAAUAGCACAUUGAAGUUUCAAAGUGUAGUCAAAGGUGAUACUCAGAUUGUAGGUGGCAUGAAUUGGAGGCUAACGAUUGAGGUCAAAGAUGAUAACUCAACCAAGAACUGCGAGGCUUAUGUUUACGAACAACCAUUGCAAAAAGUUAGGAAACUCAUUUCUUUUACAACCCUUUAACCAUGCAACAAUGUUUCUCAGAAUCCUUUAAUCAACAACCUUAAAGUUUUAUAUUUAUAUGUAGUAGUGGAGGAUACAAAUGUUAAUUAGUUUAGUUUAUCUUUUUAUCAUUAGCUAUAUCUAAUGGUUAUGGAAAUUUUUUGAUAUAAACUCUCAAUGAAAAUUUAGUGUCGCUUUUUUU